Messenger RNA from Phycodurus eques (leafy seadragon), 2528 nucleotides. It is a transcript of the gene mtg2, whose product is annotated as mitochondrial ribosome-associated GTPase 2. Gene Ontology annotation, molecular function: GTPase activity; GTP binding; magnesium ion binding. Lineage: Eukaryota; Metazoa; Chordata; Actinopteri; Syngnathiformes; Syngnathidae. The coding region runs from base 88 to 1335 and encodes 415 amino acids. Gene Ontology annotation, cellular component: mitochondrion. The record is from RefSeq and is a predicted model, not a curated record. The transcript is spliced from 6 exons.
UCACAUUGUUGGUGGCGUUAUUUUUCUGCAAUCGCCGGAAUAACAUUUAAACGUGCUGAUGCAAGCGGUGGAGACCAAAACGUCGAGAUGCUAGCGACAUUAUCGAGUUUUCAGAGUCUUCUUCGGUUUCGCCCAGGCAGACGUUUAGGACUCGCCUGCCUUUUCGCUGAGAAGAAACUCGCCUGUGCCGCUCGCUGUCUCCUUGCCGCGACGUGGAGACUGAAAGUCACCGGCAGAGAUGUCAGCACUGCCGCUCCAUUGCAGGCAAAAGUCCAAGCUAAACGGAAGAAGAGGGAGUUUUCCGAAAAGAAACUGACUCGCCACUUUGUAGACCACAGAUGUGUGCGGCUGGUGGCCGGUUCGGGCGGAAAAGGGGCUUGCAGCUUUCACAGCGAGCCGCGAAAAGAGUGGGGGGGACCGGAUGGAGGAAAUGGGGGUGAUGGAGGAAGCAUCUCUUUCAAGGCUGAUCGGUUUGUCAAGUCUCUGGCUCAAGUAGUUCCUGUAUUCAAGGCAGAAGAUGGACAGUCAGGAGGCAGCAAGAACUGUUAUGGUCGGAAUGGCCGCCCAACCUUUAUUUGUGUUCCAAUUGGCACUGUGGUGAAGGAGCAGGGCAGGAUGCUAAUGGAUCUCUCUGAGCAUGGCCAAGUGUAUCUGGCUGUGUUUGGAGGCGCCGGAGGUAAAGGCAACAGGUUCUUUCUCUCCAAUGAGAAUCGUGCUCCAAUGUCUGCAACUCCUGGAAGUGUGGGCCAGGAGAGAGUCCUUCAUCUGGAGCUGCGUACUAUGGCCCAUGCUGGACUGGUUGGUUUUCCAAAUGCUGGCAAAUCCUCUCUUUUGAGAGCCAUCUCCAAUGCCAGGCCUGCUGUGGCUGCUUACCCUUUCACAACACUCAACCCACAUGUAGGAAUUGUCAAGUACAGGGAUCAUGAGCAAGUUGCAGUUGCUGACAUCCCAGGCAUCAUUGAAGGAGCACAUCUCAAUCGAGGCCUGGGCAUCUCUUUCCUACGACACAUUGAGCGUUGCCGAUUCCUCCUCUUUGUUCUGGACUUGUCCUCUCCAGAGCCCUGGACCCAGCUCCAGUACCUGCGCUAUGAACUGGACCAGUAUGAGCCUGGUCUGUCUCAGCGGCCUCACGCCAUUGUCGCCAACAAAAUAGACUUACCCAAAGCCCGUGAGAACUUUCAUACUUUGAAGAGCCAUGUUACUCAGAGAGUCAUUCCUGUGUCAGCUGUCACUGGGCACAACACAGAGGAACUCAUCCUUCACCUUAGAGAGCUGUAUGACGGCUACCUCCAUGGAGAUGGAAGCACAGAGGAAGAAAAACCCACAAGAUGGUAAUGAGAAUGGUACAAGGUUUGUCAGAAACGUUCCAGGACUGGUGCCACAAAAGAUAUACAGUGGAGCCUCGAUAAAAUGGACCCAGAUAUAACAGAUAUCCAUCGGGACUGAAAAAGUGUGUCCAAAAAUAGUUUCAAUUUCUCGCUUAAAAUGCCAUUGACAAAGUGUGUUAGUUGCAGAAUUGGCCGCUGUUGCUUACUCGCGGUGUGGCGCAAUGCGGGCAGAGAAUGGGAUUGAUGUAUUGCCAGGUCACAGAGAUACAGUAUGACUAGAUCCAUUUCAAAAGAUGUGCCUCCUGUGCCUUUCUGGUGACCACGUUGAAUGUGGGGAAUUGACGUGGCAGCUAUGUGUUGAUGGUUCAAUCUACUGCCGAUUGUGUAUUGAGCAUGGUAGCGAGAGAGCGGCAUGGCUCUGAGGAAUACAAAACACAGUCUUUGGAGUCCGGAACAUGCUAUUUUUGGUAUAGUAAACAUUUUUUGUCAAGCCGUUCCCCUUUGGCAACGGAUUUGGAACUAGGAAGUACACUAAUUCCUCGCUGCUCAUGAAAGCGACUCCCCGAUGAGGAGUACUGUAUGUCAAAAAUUAAUUAUUACCAAGCACACCAGCGUGAUAAAUUUGGAUAAAAUAUGAAACUUUCAAACAUUUUCAAGCUUUUUUUUAAGAUUUAUUUAAAAUAACUUUGUACUGUACUCGGUGUUUUAGGUCACAAAGUAAACCUGCAAACAAUAAUUUUGUACUGUACAGUAAUAUGGGUUCAUAUGGCCUAAAAAAAAAGUGCUUCAAUGUAACAGACCAUCGGCUAUAUCUGACAACCCACCGCCCAUAUUAGUCCGUUCUAUCAAGUUUCCACUGUAUUUCAAAUUCAAACUGUAAGUAUUCUCUGUUGUAGUAAUCCCAUCUGGGUCUCACGCGCUUUCCCAGUUUCUCUGACACACUUUCAGAAUCAGAAUCAUCUUUAUUUGCCAAGUAUGUCCAAAACACACAAGGAAUUUGUCUCCGGUAGUUGGAGCCGCUCUAGUACAACAAACAGUCAAUUUACAGAACACUUUGGGGACAUAAAGACAUUGACAAAAAACAAUUGUGCAAAAAGAUGCAGAGUCCUCUAGCACUUAGAGCAGUUCGAAUGACUAAUAUUGCAAUAGUCCGGUGCAAUGACCAUUGUGCAAAGGGCGCUGAGACUUCAAGGAGUGUAU